This is a messenger RNA of Plectropomus leopardus (leopard coralgrouper), 3221 nucleotides long. RefSeq names its product anoctamin-9. Gene Ontology annotation, biological process: chloride transmembrane transport. Gene Ontology annotation, cellular component: plasma membrane. Gene Ontology annotation, molecular function: protein dimerization activity; chloride channel activity. The record is from RefSeq and is a predicted model, not a curated record. Lineage: Eukaryota; Metazoa; Chordata; Actinopteri; Perciformes; Serranidae.
UAUUUCUGCGAAACACACAGCAGAUCCUGUUUGUUUGUGUGUUUGUGUUGAUAGCACCGUUGAUCUGACUGGAAAAAGAUAAAGGUGGAGGAGACAAAGGUAAAUGCUGUGACACCAGCAACAGUUGGGCAUAUCGGUGAGCUGACAGAGACGCUCCGGGAUCAUUGACUGAAGCUUUUAUUUUUUUUAUUUCUUAAAUCCGGGAAGUCGCAUCUGCAUUCAGCAUCAUGCCCGUCCACAGGAGGCAGCCCAGUAUUGAAUUACUGGAAUUAAUGGGAGUGGUGCGGGAGAAUGGCAAUGAACUGACAUCACUCCCACCUGUGCACACGCCUCUGUCAUAUGACUACGUCCUGGUUGCCAAAACAAUUGAUAAGCAGGAAAGAGAGGUGUUCAAGAAGCAAACUGAAUACAUUGAAGAACUGAAAAAAAAGAACUUGAAAGUUACCAAAAUUAUAGAUGAUGAUCUCGUCUUCUAUGGGAUUCAAGCGCCUAAAGAAAUUUUUGAGAAGUACAGGUAUCUGCUCAAAGUGUCAGACGCCUGUAACUGGAGCUCAGAUCAGAACAUUGUACCACUCAGCACCAGGAUAAGGAUCGUCCACUUCAUCUUGAAUCACACACCUAUACGCUCAGGAGAGGGUUUGCGGGAUCUUAUGAAGAUGAAGGUUUUUGAGGCAAGAUUCUGCUUACAUGAGAAAAAGAAACAGAGAGAGCUGAAGGAGAGCUGGGCACGAUGGACAGCCUGUCUCCAAGGGCAACCCAUCACUGCCGUCAGGAACUACUUUGGGGAGAAGGUGGCCUUGUACUACCUGUGGUUAGGGUGGUACACAUAUCUGCUCAUCCCGCCUGCUCUCAUCGGGGUCAUUGUCUUCCUUUAUGGCCUUGCUUUCUUCAACAGCUCGCCCCUCAUAAAGGAGGUUUGUGAGGCUGACACAGUCAUGUGUCCCCUUUGUGACAAGAGAUGCAAAGUGUGGCAGCUCUCCGAUACCUGCACAUAUGCCAAGGUGAGCCAGCUGUUUGAUAAUAAUGGCACGGUGCUCUUUGCAAUGUUCAUGGCAGUGUGGGCAACACUGUUUUUGGAGUUCUGGAAGAGACAUCGAGCUUCCUAUGUGUGCGAAUGGAAAGUGUCUGAUUGGUGUGAGGAGGAGGAGGAACUGAUCCUGGAAAUUGUGAACAACGUCAACUGCCAACCAAAAGAAUAUAAGCACUCCUAUCUGCGCAGCACUCUGGUGCUGAUCUGUGUCACAGUUAUGAUAUUGGUGAUCAUCGGCCUGACACACGCCUUGGUGGUGUUUAGGGUGAUUGCAGCAGUGCUCUUGGCUGAAGGAUCGUGGGAGUUUCUGAGCAACCACUCAAAUAGUGGAGCAAUGAUGCUGGGUGCUGUCCUCCAUUACCUCAUCAUCACUGUCAUGACACGGGUCAACAGGAUUGUUGCCAUGAAGCUCUGUGAAAUAGAGGAAACAAGAUCAUUUGCUGCCACAGAGAAGAGUUUCACCGUCAAGAUGUUCACCUUCCAGUUCUUCACCUAUUUCUCCUCCCUUUUCUACGUGGCGUUUUUUCUCGGCAGGAUAAAUGGCCAUCCUGGUGGUUAUGUCCGAAUUUCAGGGAAAUGGAGGCUGGAGGAGUGUCAUCCCAGUGGAUGUCUCACAGACCUGUUCAUCCAGAUGGCGAUUAUAAUGGUACUCAAGCAAACCAUCAGCAAUGUCUUUGAGUUCACUGGCCCGUGGUUCUGCAGGUGGUUGAAGAGACGAAGAACCCACAAGCUCCAGAGGAAAUGCGCCCACUGCUACCUGAAAGACGAAUCAGAGGCCAAACACGGAGCGGAGCUGUGUGAUAACUGCAAGCUUCGAGACUGGCUCAGCAACUACCGUCUCAAUGAUGUCGACUCCUUCAGCCUGUUCCAUGAGUUCCUGGAGAUGGUGAUCCAGUUCAGCUUUACCACCAUCUUUGUGGCAGCGUUUCCUCUCGCUCCUCUGCUUGCCCUCAUUAAUAACAUCAUUGAGAUCCGCCUGGAUGCCAUUAAAAUGGUCACCCUGGAGCGCAGACUGGUUCCCAAGAAAACCAACGAUAUUGGUGUGUGGAUAGACGUGUUAGAGGCAAUUGGUGUCUUAGCAGUCAUUGCCAACGGGCUGGUCAUUGGCGUGUCUUCAGACUUCAUCCCUCGACUGGUGUACCGUUACCGCUAUGGUCCGUGUGCCAACGGCACGGCAACAGAUAUGGACUGCAUGGUGGGAUACAUCAACAACACUCUCUCCAUUGCGCGAAUGGACGACGAGAUCAUAGCAAAAGAGUUUUCAGCAAAUCAGAUGAUCACUGCGAGUGGCAUGAAUGUCUCCUCCUGCAGGUAUAAAGACUACAGGAGCAAUGAGGACUACAGUUUUACUCCACAGUUUUGGCUCAUUUUGGCUGUGCGCUUUGCAUUUGUCAUCCUGUUUGAGCACGUCGUCGUCAUAUGCAAGUUCAUCGCAGCCUGGUUUGUGCCUAGCGCUCCCAUGCAGGUCAAGAAUGAUCGACUCUUUGAUAAACUCAAAAGACUAAAAGAGGAACUCAGUUCUUUUGAAGCGUGACCACACCCAGGCACUUAAAGGUUACACAUUUUCCCUGAGGACAUGAGCCCAGCGUUGCCUUGUGCAUUUAAAGUGUCCAGAGUAUUACAGAGUUGAGUCAACUUCAAAGUUAUUAAAUUGUCUCUCUGCAGAGUUCAGACGGAGAGGAGAGGGCUCUCACUCUCUUUCAGUGUUUGCAGUCAAAUAUUAAUGGCUGGCUAUCUGGAUUCUCAUGUAUGAAAUGGACUUUGAAGGCAGACUAAUUUUUCAUGGACAAAACAAAAAGUGUACAGUAACUGAUUUUACUGACCUUUAGAUUGUUCUUAUUCUAUAGUAAGAAUGCACUGAUUGCUUACUGUUGGAUCUCUAUAUUUGUGAGAUGUAUGUGAGUGUUUUUAUUGAAAGCCUAAAGAUAAUUUAUACUGCUGCUGCACAUACAGUACUGAUUGUGUGUUACGAUGUUGCCUUAUAACUGUAACAAAGCGCUGUGAUGAUUGUCAUUACUGCAGACAGAAUCUGAUGGUGUCUUUUGUAAACCAGACACAGGAAUGUUUUGCAUUAUAAUAUUUUAUAUUAUUGAAUAAAAGAGGAAAACUUUGGCCUCAUGUGAUGCCUUUUGAAAUUAAGUGUUUUAAUUAAAAGGCACAACACUCCAGGUCAAAAUGUUUUUUAACAGCA